This is a messenger RNA of Malassezia sympodialis ATCC 42132, 1293 nucleotides long. RefSeq lists its product as uncharacterized. NCBI's taxonomy places the organism in Eukaryota, Fungi, Basidiomycota, Malasseziomycetes, Malasseziales, Malasseziaceae. Gene Ontology annotation, molecular function: glucosaminyl-phosphatidylinositol O-acyltransferase activity. The transcript is spliced from 2 exons. Gene Ontology annotation, cellular component: endoplasmic reticulum; membrane. Gene Ontology annotation, biological process: protein localization to plasma membrane; GPI anchor biosynthetic process. The record is from RefSeq and is a predicted model, not a curated record. Bases 1 to 1293 code for a protein of 430 amino acids.
AUGAACAAGGCCGAAAACUGGUAUCAAUACAAGCAUGAGAAAGAAGCGUGGAUUGCGAAUCAGGCAGGAUCAUCUGUUAUGCACAUCAAUGUGGUCUGUGCUGUCUCUGUUGUUAGCUAUGCCUUGUAUCUGUGCGUGGCGAAAGAGGUGUGGACUUGGCCCUAUGCCUGGCUCUCUGAGUUCCUUGUUCUUAUAGUUCCGCUCAUGAUGGCUGGAACUGUGUUCGUAACUGAUCCUUUGUCGCUUCUAGCCGCAUUGUCGAUACCUGUGUGCCUAUGGAUGUUUUUUUGCUUCGUAAAGGAUCCCUCAACAGCAAAUCUACGUACCGACGACGUCGAUCAGAAUGACGAUCCUGCAACUCUAAAUGACGAGAGGGAUCUUCUUGUGGGACAGGCCCUUUUAAAUAUGAAUCUCACCCCAUCUCCUUCGCCUGUCAUGUUACAAGCCAGUUUGCCAGACCUGUGCGAAGACUAUUCGUCUACACAACGCACAUCCAUUUCCAGUAUGAAUUCUCUGCCUUAUUCGACCGCAAAAUCAAGUCAAGAUCAUCCUGAUUUUUCAUCGUCUCCCCGCUACUCAUUUCUGACAGUAUAUCGGGCAUACCUUAUGGUUCUAACCACCUAUUGUAUUCUGGCAGUCGAUUUCCCUAUCUUUCCUCGUUUCUUCGCCAAAUGCGAAACUUGGGGUACGAGCUUGAUGGACUUGGGCGUUGGCUCGUUCGUCUAUUCACAAGGCAUUGUUUCCGUGAGCUCCUCUCGCAAGCCGUUUUCUGCCACACUGAAGCGAGUUGGACCCAUGCUGGCCUUGGGCAUGGUUCGCUUGGUUAUGGUUAAAGGGACAGAUUAUCCAGAACAUUUGUCCGAAUAUGGCACCCAUUGGAACUUUUUUCUUACCAUGAGUGUGCUGUUAUUGUGUACGGAUUUGUUACAGCGCUUUGCCCCACGCAAGCUCAAUUGGGUCUUCGCUGGAAUUUUGGUCUCAAUUUUACAUCAAAUGGCUCUAUCCUACUCCAAACUAGGUGCAUGGACCAUCUCGAAUGAACGUAGUGCUCUUGGCUGGAUAUCCAUGAACAAGGAAGGGCUUGUCAGCCUUCCAGGUAUGCAUUCGCUUAUCACUCACGAUACAGGCUAUUUUGGCAUAGGUCUAGCCGGCCUGGAAAUUGGAUCCAAGUUGCGGAAUUCUCCAAGACCAUCAUUUCAGAAGGCUCUUCUUUGGCAGGCAGCGCUAGGGUGGCUGGGAUUGGGAAUUCUUCAUGGUUCUGGUAUCAUCACCAGUCGGCGUUUGGUUCGUUGA